UUUGGGGCAGUAGAUUGCAGGUUCGAUUUCCGGGCGGACGCAUAUUUCAUAUUCCAUCAGAAAGUAAUGUUUCAAGCUGAAUUCAAAGCUGUAGAACCAACAUAAGCUUUUAUUAGUGUUUAACAAAUGCAGGAGUAAUGUGAGGCUGGGCGGCUAUCAUUUGAUAAGAUACAAUUUUUUCGAUGCCAUUAGCAUACCAAUAUUUCUUUUUUUUACGGCGUAGUACUUAAAAUAUAAAAAAGUAACAAAAUCUAGGGUCAAAAUUAUAUGUGUAUGACCUUGUUCCAUUUACGAAAUUUCAAUGGGAAAUAAAUUACACGGCUUGCCAGCUGUUGUAUACCGAAGUAGUCCAGCUAAGUUAAAUAAAGCACGCAAGUGUUCGGAAAGCUGUAAUCCACACAAAAAUCUCACAUUCGAAAUUCGAAUACACCUCUACCAAAAUUAAAGUAUUCUUUUUCUCUCUUUGGCAAGGCGCGAUUAAGGUAUUUAUACAACCAACUAAUGCAGGUGUCGCCGUCGGUAAAGAUGAUAACGAAACAAGUGGAAGGUCUAGAUACGACGUCACAAGACCGCCCUAUCAUCGACAUUUUAUUGAUACUAUUGAACGCCGAUAAGAUAUAUUUUGCUAUCUGAUUAGCCGCCCGUACUCCCCAUUGCCGCGUCAGUUGUCAACUCCAAAGGGUCAGUGCUUUGUUCCAACGAAACAUGUGCCGUGAUUGUGUGAUAAAAUGAGAAGAUGUGGUGAAAUAGUGGCCAAUUGGACGGGGAGGCUGUGUGAGUGCCUGCGGUCGUGUGUGCUGCUGAUAUGCUGCUGUUGUCGGAACAAAGUAUCCGCCGCGCAAGAGACCCGGCUGAUAGAGGUCGGCGUGGUGGAGGAAGGCAGCAGGAAGAAGCACAACAAGAUCAAGACGUCCAAGUACACGCUGCUCAUGUUUCUACCCAAGAACCUCACCGAGCAGUUCCGCAGGGUCGUCAACUUCUACUUCUUAAUCGUCACAGUCAUUGCUAUUGUUAUAGAUAGCCCAGUGUCACCGUUUACCAGCAUCUUGCCUCUCUCGUUCAUGGUGCUGGUAACUGCAGCUAAGCAGGGUUACGAAGACUGGCUCCGGCAUAAAGCUGACAAUAAAGUUAAUAAUCAAAUAGUGGAAAUAGUACACAAAGGUGUAAUAAAAGAAGUGAAGAACUCAGCCAUUGCCCCCGGGACUUUAGUAAGGGUGAAGCGAGGAAGGGAGGUGCCGGCAGACCUAGUGCUGCUGUGCUCCGUGGGGGAGAAGGGGAAAUGCUACGUCACCACAGCCAACCUGGAUGGAGAGACCAAUCUCAAAACCUUGAGGGUUCCGCCGCCAUUGAUCGGGUAUACUCCAGACAUCCUUCCCCAACACAUGCGUAUCGAAGUACCGAACCCCGUGGCGGAUCUGUACACGUUCUACGGUCGGUUGGAGAUACCUGGCUUGGACAGCUUGGUACUGUCACCUGAUAACUUGAUGCUGAGGGGUUCCAGGGUCAAGAAUACUGAGUGGGCAAUCGGAUGCGCUGUGUACACGGGAGAAGAAACCAAGCUAGCUCUUAACUCAAAGUACACUGGUAACAAGUUCUCGUCGUGUGAACUGGCCGUCAACGGGUUCCUUUUAUUCUUCAUUCUAGUCCUUGUGGUGGAGAUGUUCGUCUCCCUCGCGGCCAAGCUGCUCAUCGAGCAACGCAACCCUGAGCGCGACCUGUACCUCGGACCAGGGCCUCCCUUCCCACCGCCUAUCUCCUACAUACUACAAGAUCUCUUCUCGUUCCUACUUCUCUACUAUUAUAUCAUUCCUAUGUCCUUAUAUGUUACUAUAGAAUUGUAUAAAUUUAUUGGUGCUCUCUUCAUCGGUUGGGACGAAGACCUCCGUUGCGAGGAGACCGGCCGACCCGCCAUGGCCAACACUUCCGACCUGAACGAAGAACUCGGUCAGGUGGAAGUGCUGUUCUCAGACAAGACCGGCACUCUUACCAAAAACCUCAUGGUGUUCAAGGCCUGCUCCAUCAAAGGUCACGUCUACGAGGAGAGGGACUCUAGACUUUACGAUACCGAGAGAUUUGGCGAACCCGUUGACGUCCUUCAGACAGAUAUCAAAUUUUUCUUCACAAUGCUCGCUCUGUGCCAUUCCGUGCAAGUGUCUAGUGAGGAUAUGAAAAAAAUGAGCGCGAAGCUCUCUGGCACUGGAGAUCUUCAGCUCAUGAACUUCUUCCGAAGAAAGAAGAUAAAGAGCGCCUCCGUGAAUGGUGUCAAUGGUACAAACGGAACAAAUGGUUUAGACAAUAUCUCAUGGAACACUCUCUUAGGGAAUGCAGGAGGCACCAUGGACUACCAAGGCAGUAGUCCUGACGAGAAAGCGCUAGUAGAAGUGGCUAACCGAGUAGGAGUUACGUUUCUAGGCGAAGAAGGCAACAAUCUGCUGUUAAAGAUAGGUGAAAAUACAGAAAUGUACGAGAGGUUACAAGUGAUCGAAUUUACGUCGGAACGGAAACGGAUGUCUGUGAUAGUUAGAGAUAAGGAUGGAAAGAUUUGGCUGUUCUGCAAGGGUGCUGAAAGCUCAGUAUUUCCCAUCUGCAAGGACACUGCACUCAUAGAAGAUACCAAUAGAGAUAUUACAAUGUUCGCGAACAAAGGUCUUCGGACGUUGGCCGUAGCUUACAGAGAAAUACCAGAAGAGGAAUAUGCCAGGGUAGCAGAAAAUAUAAAAAAGAUAGAUGGCAAGAAUGCAGAAGCUCUGCAACAAAUAACUCAACAGUAUAGGAUACUAGAGAAGCAGUUAACCCUGGUGGGAGCGACUGGAGUCGAGGACUGUCUCCAAGAUGAUGUAGCUGAUACCCUCGCGUCGCUGCGGCGAGCUGGUGUCAAGACCUGGGUGCUCACUGGAGACAAGGUGGAAACAGCAAUAAACGUGGCACAGUCAUGUGCUCACAUAUCAGAGAACGACAGACGGUUGUUUCUCAUCGGAGUCGAGGAUGGCGCAACACUCCAAGCGCACCUGGACGAGUGCUCGAGGAUAGUGGACGAGCCGAGCUACAAGGAGCUCACGCUCAUCGUGGACGGCACGAGCAUGAGCCAGGUGUUGGACACGCCAGCAGCCGCAACCUUCGCCAAUAUAUCGCUCAAGUGUAACGCUGUGCUGUGCUGUCGACUGUCGCCCAUACAAAAGGCUAAGAUAGUGAAAUUAAUUAAGAGCAGUCCUUCACGGCCGAUAACAGCGGCGAUUGGCGAUGGGGCUAACGACAUAUCGAUGAUACAAGAAGCGCAUGUAGGCUUCGGAAUAUUUGGCAAGGAGGGACACCAAGCUGCUAGGUCAGCAGAUUUCGCGUUCACAAAAUUCUCUAUGAUAAAGAAAGUUUUACUAGUGAUGGGACAUUGGUACUAUCAGCGAUUAGCAACCUUAAUACAUUAUUUUUUUUAUAAAAACUUAGUCCUUGGAAAUAUUAUGUUGAUAUUCCAAAUACACAGCGCGUUCUCAACGCAGUCGAUAUACGACUCUAUGUAUCUGACGUGUUUCAACCUGGUGUUUACGUCAUUGCCCUGUCUCGUGUUGUCCGUAACGGAACAGAGGUGGCCGGCAGAGAUGCUGCUCAAAAAUCCAACACUAUACAGGGAGAUAUCCCGAAACAAGUUGAUGUCGUGGUCGCAUUUCACGGCGUGGUGUCUCUCCGCCACAUAUCACUCCAUCAUCAUAUAUUUAUUUACCAAAUUGACCAUCAUCUCAUCGGUCAUCAAUAUGGACGGCAAGACAGUUGAUUUAUGGUCGUACGGCGCGGCGCUGUUCCACCUGCUGAUGUUGAUCGUAAGCCUAAAGCUGUGGCUGCAGGCGCGGUACCACACGUUCGUGUUCGUAAUCUCGCUCGUGCUCUCCAUGCUCGCCUACAUGCUCUUCAACACCAUAUACUCGAUCUUCUAUUUCCAAGUCGACGGCGACGUGCUCGGUACGUACACGCGGCUGAUAACGUCAGCAGCGUUCGGACUGCUCAACCUGGCGGUGGUGGUGUGCUCGCUGGUGCCUGACUACUGCGUGCGGCUCGUGUCGGACGGCUGGGGGCGCGCGCGGGCGCCCCCCUCCCCCGCCGCCCUCGCCGCACACACCGCGCCGCCGCGCGCCGCCUUUAUCACCAGGCUGUGAACUGACACGGUGACAUACUACUCGACACGGUCAUGGAAUUAUACCCACGGCUUGGGUCAGAAAGGACCCCUUGUAACUUGCAUUACCUGGCUGUGAAUAGUAAUAAGCGACAGACUACUCAAUACGGUGAUAAUAGAGUAAUUGUAAUAACACCUUGCUUUAGAAAGGACCCCUUGUGACCGUAUUACCAGGUUAUGGACAUACACACAUACUACUGACGAUUGACUAAUGGUGGCUACUAAACAAUCAAGACGGCGGUGGAAGAUUUAUUAAUACCCACGACUCGCGCAGGAAGGGGUCCUCAUCACGAGGUUUUGAUGAUAUGUGCAUUCAGGUGUCUGCGAUUUUUACAAAAUGUUAUCUGAAUGCUAAAAGAAAUAUUAGAUAGGAGCGGAACUAAAGCUAGUUUCCACGCCCCUAUCAUCGAAUUAUAUUGGAGUAUAAAUAAAAUUUAGGAAUUAAUUUACGAAGAAGGAAUAUACUAUCUACCGAUACUCAUCGUUGAACUUUUUGUCCAUAGCAUGGAAAUGUAGAAUAUUAUAAUAAAUUAAACUUAUUGUAAGUAAUAACAUGAGAAAUAAAUAUUUCCCGAACGAAUUUAAUGGCCUCGAAAAUCGAAUUUAAUUCUAGUAGGUAUCACAUUAUGUGAAAUUGAGCUAAAUAGUGCCAUAAUGUUUAUUUACAAAUUUAGUGAAAAUUAAAUGAGACAAUAACUUAGUUAUAAUCUUUAAAAGAGUAGCAAAUACCUGUUACCCCGUUUAACGUUACAUAAUAUUUGUACUUGGAUUUUAGGAUACAAUGUUUUACACAUUGUUCUUAAUAUUGUUUCAUUUAGAAAAAUAGCAAUUCUAUGUAUUAUUAAGUCCACGGAAGUAACAAUUAAAAUACAAAGAUAUUAAAAAUGUAGCGUGUUUGUAACAUAUCGCAACAAAAAAGUAUUUACUUAUAAAAAAAUAUAAUUAUUUAAUUUAAUGUAAAUAAAAACAUAUUUAUUUUUUAGUAAAUGGG
Messenger RNA from Manduca sexta (tobacco hornworm), 5153 nucleotides. RefSeq names its product probable phospholipid-transporting ATPase IF. The transcript is spliced from 17 exons. The record is from RefSeq and is a predicted model, not a curated record. The coding region runs from base 729 to 4145 and encodes 1138 amino acids. Gene Ontology annotation, molecular function: ATPase-coupled intramembrane lipid carrier activity; ATP hydrolysis activity; ATP binding. NCBI's taxonomy places the organism in Eukaryota, Metazoa, Arthropoda, Insecta, Lepidoptera, Sphingidae. Gene Ontology annotation, biological process: phospholipid translocation. Gene Ontology annotation, cellular component: endoplasmic reticulum; trans-Golgi network; plasma membrane.